Gossypium raimondii (Peruvian cotton) is the source of this 1178-nucleotide messenger RNA. RefSeq lists its product as uncharacterized. NCBI's taxonomy places the organism in Eukaryota, Viridiplantae, Streptophyta, Magnoliopsida, Malvales, Malvaceae. The record is from RefSeq and is a predicted model, not a curated record. The transcript is spliced from 4 exons. The coding region runs from base 105 to 899 and encodes 264 amino acids. Gene Ontology annotation, cellular component: cytoplasm; membrane.
CUUUUGUCUUUAAAAGCAAAUCAAAAACCACACCAAAACCCUUUCAAAGCUGAGAGACGCCAUUGGAAGAGGGAAAAGAAAACGAAACCCAAAGAAAGGACAUAAUGAGCGGUUCUUUGCGUAGGUUCGCUGCCAUCACCCGCCUGUCACAGAAGCAACCGUUCGCCGACUUGGCUGACCCGAUCAACAGAAUCCACCCGUUUCUAAAGAACCGAACCAAGACCCAAGCCAGGGAGUAUGUUCGGUUCCCAAAUGUUGUACGGAAAGUAAGAGAAUAUGAGAUCUCCCCCUCCCUUUUCAGUUCUUCGUUCUCUUCUUCCUCUUCGUCUUCAACGGCGUCGUUUGGGAAGCUGGGUUUUGUUGGGUGGUAUUUAGGAAUGGUGAAGUCGUGGCCCGUUUUAACCAAGAGCGUUACUUCAUCGGCUAUUUAUGUAGCUGCUGAUUUGUCUUCUCAGACGAUUUCGAAGUCAUCUUCUGAACCUUACGAUUUGGUGAGGACUUCGCGUAUGGCGGGAUACGGGUUGUUAAUAUUAGGACCAUCACUGCAUCUUUGGUUCAACUUGAUGUCGAAACUCUUUCCUAAGAGAGAUUUGAUCAGUACUUUGAAGAAAAUGGCCAUGGGGCAACUACUUUACGGACCUACCAUGACUGUUGUUUUCUUCUCCUUGAACGCUCGUCUACAAGGUGAAAGUGGUGAUGAAAUUGUUUCCAGAUUAAAGCGUGACUUACUUCCUACGAUGUUAAAUGGUAUAAUGUACUGGCCCUUUUGCGACUUCAUCACUUUCAGGUUCGUCCCAGUUCAUUUGCAGCCGUUGGUGAGCAAUUCGUUCUCAUAUUUAUGGACUGUCUAUAUGACAUACAUGGCAAGUCUAGAGAAACCGGUGUCAAUUACCUGCUGAAUGAUUUGUUACCGUCGAUUUCCCGUGUUCAAGAUCCUGGCUUUUCCACGGUGAACUGAGGAUUGAAUAAAAAAACUCUGCAUUCGGUGGAAUCCGGUCCCGAUAUUUGUAGUGCAAGCAGGCUUAGGGAAGCAUCAUGUUAUAGUAGUGAAAAUUUGUUUCCCCUCGGUUUAAAAUUUGGUGCAAAAUCUAGUAAUAGAAAGGAUAUGAAGCAUUUUGUAAGGACUCAUUUGUUGUUAUAAACUUUGGAGAGUAUUAUUCUACGAAAAUUCUUUUUCA